Messenger RNA from Exophiala aquamarina CBS 119918, 900 nucleotides. RefSeq lists its product as uncharacterized. Bases 1 to 900 code for a protein of 299 amino acids. Lineage: Eukaryota; Fungi; Ascomycota; Eurotiomycetes; Chaetothyriales; Herpotrichiellaceae. Gene Ontology annotation, molecular function: monoatomic ion channel activity. The record is from RefSeq and is a predicted model, not a curated record. Gene Ontology annotation, biological process: monoatomic ion transport. The transcript is spliced from 2 exons. Gene Ontology annotation, cellular component: endoplasmic reticulum; plasma membrane.
AUGCCUAACCAAGCCCUUGAAAUCAAUGGUUUCACCAAUACGGUGACUACCGACAACCACAUCACCACUCGUGGAAGCGACUGGUACUUCACUGUUACCGCCGUCUUCGGUGCAGCUACCCUUGCCAUCUGGGCUUUAUCAUUUACCAAGACCCGUUCUCAACGACUCUUUCACUAUAUCACAGCUGCUCUUACCCUUGUCUCUUCCAUCGCUUACUUCUCGGAGGGAUCGAACCUGGGAUGGACUGCAAUUGAGGUUGAGUUCUCCCGCAGCUGGCCCAAAGUCGCGGGUGACAUGCGCCAAAUCUUCUAUGUUCGCUACAUCGACUAUUUCAUCACCACUCCUCUCUUGUUGGCUGAUCUCCUGCUGACCGCCGGCCUCCCCACACCAACUAUCUGGUACACCAUUCUGAUCAACCAAGUCUUUGUUGUCACCCGUCUUGUUGGUGCUUUGGUCAAGUCAACAUAUAAGUGGGGUUUCUUCACAUUCGGUGUUGUCUCGUUCUUCUUUGUCGCGUACACCAUCAUUUAUGAAGGCCGUGCUUAUGCUCGUACUCUCGGUGCUGAUGUCUUCCGUCUGUACAACAUCCUUGCCAUCUGGACUGUUUCUAUCACUCUCGUCUAUCCCAUCAUCUGGGGUGUUGCCGAGGGUGGGAACGUAAUUCCAGCUGACUCCGAGGCUGUCGCAUAUGGUGUCCUCGAUCUUGCCUCUAAAGUCGUCUUCGCCGCCGUCCUCCUCUGGGGUCACCGCAACAUUGACAUCGAGCGUCUUGGGAUCCACAUCCGUGAUGCGGAGCAGCUCCCUGUCGCACCCGUUGUGCCCGAGAAGAAGGCUGAGGCUGACGCCGCCGCCGGCGUCACGGCUCCUCCGGCUCACUCUGUUGAGCCCGAGACCGUCUAA